Molecule: messenger RNA, 4102 nt
Organism: Bacillus rossius redtenbacheri
Lineage: Eukaryota; Metazoa; Arthropoda; Insecta; Phasmatodea; Bacillidae
Product: sodium-coupled monocarboxylate transporter 1-like
Exons: 14
Coding region: 200-1969 (589 amino acids)
Biological process (GO): transmembrane transport; sodium ion transport
Cellular component (GO): membrane
Molecular function (GO): symporter activity
Source: RefSeq, a predicted model, not a curated record
GCCGCCGGCUAGUAGCAGCGACCACGGUCUCGGGGUUCGUCGGGCCGAGUAUUUAGCCCGCCGCCGCCGCGCCGGCCAGCCAGUAGCGCGCGAGGACCCGUGUUGUAGGCCAGCAGCGAGUGUCCGGCGCGCGCGGGCGACCCUGGGAGACCUCGCCACCGAGCAUUCAUUCGCGCAUCUCUCAAGCUCGCCGCCGAACAUGGAGGCCAACGGCUCGCUGCAGGACACGGGCAGUCGCUACGAGGCGAUCAUGUUCGACUGGGUGGACCACACGCUGUUCGCGCUGAUGCUGCUGGUGUCCACGGUGGUUGGCAUACUGAUCGGCGUGUGCGGCAAGCAGGACACCAAGAUAGACUACCUGCUGGGCGGCAAGAUGAUGAACACCAUCCCGGUGGCGGUGUCGCUGGUGGCCAGCCACUUGUCGGGCAUCACCCUGAUGGGCGUGCCGUCCGAGAUCUACGUGUACGGAGCGCAGUACUCCACGGCGCUGCUGUCGGCCGUCUUCAUGUGCGUCAUCAUCAACUACAUCUACCUGCCCGUGUUCUUCUCGCUGCAGCUCACCUCCACCUUCGAGUACCUGGAGCUGCGCUUCAACCAGAGGGUGCGAGCGAUCGCGUCGAUGGUGUUUACCAUCUCAACAGUGCUGCAUCUGCCGAUAGUGGUAUACGUGCCAGCCUUAGCUUUCAGUCAAGUGAGCGGAGUCAAUAUUCAUCUUAUAACGCCUAUUGUAUCAAUUAUCUGCAUCCUCUACACGAUGAUGGGUGGUCUAAAAGCUGUCGUCUGGACAGAUUUCUUACAGGCCUUUGUAACAGUUGGCUCUUGUUUUGCUGUCAUAAUUCUUGGAAUCAUGAACGUCGGUGGCCUUGGGGCCGUGUUCGAAAGAAGCAACGAAGGAGGCAGAACAGAAAUUUUCAACUUGGACCCAAGCCCAUUCGCGAGAAACACCUUCUGGACCGUGACCAUAGGGAUGACAUUUCUGUGGCUCAGUCAGUGCGGGAUCAACCAAGGGAUGGUGCAGAAGUUCAUCGCGUUGCCGUCCAUAACGAACGCAAGAAGGUCUCUCAUAAUAUUCUGUAUUGGAUACAUGUCAAUGAAAGCAAUAAGCUGUUUCAUCGGUCUUCUGAUUUACGCGUCGUACUACAACUGUGAUCCGAUACAAACAAAGAGUAUUGAAAGGAAAGACCAGCUUCUACCAUACUUCAUAAUGCACACUACUUAUCACCUGCCUGGACUUCCUGGACUAUUUAUCGCAGGCAUAUUCAGUGCCGCCCUCAGCACGAUGUCCAGCCACCUGAACUCGCUGGCGGGCAGCCUGUUCGAGGACUUCGUGCUGCCGUGCAUCAAGGGCACGAGGCUGUCGAACCACGCCACGCUCAUCCUGCGGAUCAUCGUGGUGCUGGUGGGCGCCGUCACCGUGCUCAUGGUCUUCGUGGUCGAGAAGCUGGGGAGCGUGCUCGAGCUUUCCUACAGUGUUGGAGGAGUGACAUCCGGUACAUUGCUGGGUGUUUUCUCGUUGGGAAUCCUGGUACCAUGGUCAAACAUCAAGGGAGCUAUCGCGGGCAGCAUCAGCAGCAUCGUCGUGAUGUCCACGAUCCUGAUUGGCGCGCAGAAGGCCAUCGCGGCUGGGAAGAGACAUGCCGAGCUGAGCACCUCCGUGGAAGGCUGCGACUUUAACGUCACGCACAUUCUUGGAAACACAACAGCAGUGCCGUCCUCCGAGCAGCUGGAAGGGGACAACCUGUUCUUCUUGUUCCGCAUCUCGUACAUGUACUACACGCUGGUGGGGACGUUCAUCGUGAUGUUCGUGGGCGUGGCGGUGUCGUGGGCCACAGGCUGGGACCAGCCCGGCCUCAAGGACCGGCGGCUGUACGCGCCCUGCCUGCACAGGUACACUCAUCGUACACGAAGAGGCGAGGGCAUCAACCCGACUGAAGAAGUUCAUCUUAACACGAGGAGUUCGAACGAAUGAACGUUUUGAAGAAUAAGAAUAGUAAACCCAAGUUUUAUCGAUGAAAGCUGGCGGACUGUUUGUGGACCUUGUGUUGAUAUUAGAUACCUGAGAUGAGUGCAUGUUACCAUAGGUUUUCAGGGUUUCUCCUGAAAGUAAUUAGAUUGAUUGAUACUGGCAAAAUCAAUUUAUUGCAGACACCAUGACUUAGGCUACAUUUAAAUAUCUUCAAAGUAGGACUUCUUUCCAUUGCCCAUACGCAUCCAUGCUGAGACUGCUGACAGCUUGACUCUCCGCCAUGACCACUUUUCGAGCUACCCCGCCUUGGCGACAGGGUGUUUCUGGCCAAGGAAAAAUUUCCAACCUGGCCACAGUCUGCGUCCAGACCAGACCUGUCUCCGUUCCCCCGGCAGCAGAGGGUCAUGAAAGGACGCCAUUUUCCGACCUUUGAAAUCAUUUAAGACGCCACGACGAGGUACCUUUGCCGAAUUCCAGAGAAUGAGUUCCAUAGGGCGUACGAGCAAUGGAAAUAAUGUUGGCAGCACUGUGCAACUUCACAAGGGACCUACCUAGAAUUUUUAUCUUAUGUAUUUUUGUCUGUAGUAAAUUUGUCUGCCAGUAUCAAUCCAAUAAUUUUCCGAUCAAACCUCGUGUGCCAUGUGUAAAAUUUUUGUUUGUUGUAUCUUGAGAAUUCCCUACCCGUAUCAAUGUUUUGUCUCUGGGACAUCGUCUAAGACUAUCAAGAUACUGAAUUAAAUAUGGAGGUUUUGCAUAAUAUGACCGUACUAAGUGAAGCGUAAUCAGAUAACGAAAAUACAGUAGAGUCAACAUGAGUAUUUUGCAUUCACGUCAACAGCACAAAACGCUUAAUGUUUAUGUAAUAAAAAAGUACUACAAGUCUGCUUGAUUUUCAGCAUCAUGUGGUUCGUUGUCGCUUGAAUAAAAGCCGAUGUGAAAGAUCGCUGAGAAAAAGGAUUGUUUGCAUAUGGUGAGAAAAAAAAUGAUUUAAAUAACCAUUCCGAAAAGGAAAGUUUUUGUUCACGGAACGAUUUUACUUCCUCAAAUAAAUUAAUUUUUACGUUAAAAAUACAAAAAAAUAUCAUAAAAUUUUACAAACAGCGAUGUAAACGAAUAAAAAAUAUAUAGGGGAGGACGGGGCAAGUUGACGAGCGGGGCAAGAUGACGAAUGACUUAUUUCCACGUCAUGGCACUAGAUAGCACCACCUAACAGACACUACUAGCGCUCCACACUGGUGGGCACUAAAGAAUCGCACAGUGAAGCCGCUGCCACCAUUUAGUUGCUUGUUAGAUGAUGUUCGUACAUUUGGUCUGACGUAUUGUAAUUUUCAAGAACUUCGAAGUAAUAUCCCAUGGACAAACAGGUAAGAUAUUUGGAUAUUCAAUGCCACACAUUAUUACCUUAGACUAUAUACUUUUCUUAACCACUAUAUAUUGUUAACCUUUUAUUUUUUUUCCUAGCGAAAAAAUCCAAUACUAAUAACAUUGCUGAUCGGGGCAAGUUGACGGGCAAGAUGACGACUCGUCAUCUUGCCCCAAGUGCUUUAUACGGUUUUUGUGGUAUCCACAUACAACUCUUUUAUAACUUUUGUUUGAUUUUCUGAGCUUUAUAAUCUCAUAAGCAAAAUGCAAGUGUCAUCACAAGCUCACCCAUGAAAGCGAUUCUGGUUCAGAGGAGAGCUCAGAGGAUAGAACAAGAACGUUUGAAGCAACAAAGACAAGAGUCUAGAGAAGCCAAAAAAGGAACUUUUACUAAGAAACUGAAGCUCGAUUCUCGAGAAAAAUCCAAGAAGCUCCAACUUUCGACAGGCAUGACUUCAGCUCAAAUAUCCGAAGUGCAGUGUCCAGUGUGUAGUGAGAUUUAUGUCAAUCCUCCAUCAGAAGACUGGAUCGAGUGUUGCAAAUGCCACACAUGGUGGCACGAGGACUGCUCGAACUUUGAAGGAGGAAAAUUUGUGUGCGAUUAUUGUUUAUAAAACACCAACUCUGAAUUAGUUAUGUAAGUUAACUAUUAAUUGUAAUUUUCAACAAACCAAGCCUUUAAUAACAUGCCUUAAAUGUAAAAACGCAUGUAACAAUGUUAAAUUAGUUAGUUUUCAGUAGUUUGCAUUCUAAGAAUAAAUAUGUUUAAACUUG